Diabrotica balteata is the source of this 957-nucleotide messenger RNA. The record is from the annotation of a GenBank genome assembly. Lineage: Eukaryota; Metazoa; Arthropoda; Insecta; Coleoptera; Chrysomelidae.
AUGGAAGAUUAUUUAAGUUAUAGAGGCUUCGGUUAUCUCCGAUUGGACGGAACUACCAAAGCGGAAGACAGAGGCGAUUUGCUUAAGAAAUUCAACGAUAAGCAGAGUGAAUACUUUAUUUUUCUUUUAUCCACCAGAGCUGGAGGUUUGGGUUUAAAUUUGCAAACUGCUGAUACCGUGAUCAUAUUCGACUCAGAUUGGAAUCCUCAUCAGGAUUUGCAAGCUCAGGAUCGAGCUCACCGAAUUGGUCAACAGAACGAGGUCAGAGUGUUACGCUUGAUGACUGUCAACUCUGUGGAAGAACGCAUUCUUGCUGCAGCUAGAUAUAAGUUAAAUAUGGACGAGAAAGUUAUCCAGGCUGGUAUGUUCGACCAAAAAUCAACGGGAACUGAAAGACAACAAUUUCUUCAGCAUAUUUUACAUCAAGACGGAGAUGAUGAGGAGGAAGAAAACGAAGUUCCUGACGAUGAAACUGUAAACCAGAUGAUCGCCAGGUCUGAAAACGAGUUCGAACUCUUCCAGAAAAUGGAUCUCGAAAGAAGAAGAGAGGACGCUAAGCUCGGAUCAGCCAGAAAAUCUAGAUUAUUGGAAAUAAGUGAGUUACCUGACUGGCUAAUCAAAGAAGAUGACGAAGUGGAUUGCUGGAACUACGAAGAUAAUGACAGUAUCCUGGGAAGAGGAAGUAGACAUCGAAAAGAAGUGGAUUAUACGGACAGUUUAACGGAGAAAGAAUGGUUAAAGGCAAUAGACAAUACCGGGGAUUACGAAGAAGAAGACGAGGAAGAAGAAAAGAUCAAGAAAAAGAAAGGCCGUAAAAGACGAAAACGUGGUGAUGAAUCUGACUGUGAAGUAGAUAGUAUCAUCAAGAGAAAGACUAAAUUACAAAUUGGCGAUACGAAGAUAAAGAAACAGAUGAAGAGGUUAAUGGCGAUAGUUACAAGAUACACCGAUAGGUAA